Molecule: messenger RNA, 2499 nt
Organism: Pecten maximus
Lineage: Eukaryota; Metazoa; Mollusca; Bivalvia; Pectinida; Pectinidae
Exons: 11
Coding region: 1-1386 (461 amino acids)
Molecular function (GO): protein binding
Source: RefSeq, a predicted model, not a curated record
AUGGGGGCCAUUACAGUGUUGCCAAGUAUACCACGCCAGGACCCAAGAGUUAAACUUAAUAACGAUUUUGGAUUAGCAACGACUGAGACUUUAGUCAUGAAUGCCAUAUUCCUCUCGAAUCCGGAACCAACUUUUUCUUGGUCUUUCGAAACAUCACCAGGCACGGGUGUUACAAAGCUUGUCAAUGGCAGCGACAAUUUUGAUAUUCAAAAUAAGUUUAUAGCGACUAAUCUGUCUGCCGUAUCAGUCGGGACACGAAAGAAUAUACAAGCGUCCUGGUUUGGUGUCUACAAUGUAACGGCGAAGAACAGUCAGGGCAGUGAUACACUCAGUUUUACUGCUGCAGCGAAAGGAAAACCAGACUCUCCGUAUGGGGGUUUAGCUAUGUGCCCUUUUGAAGAUCGAGCCACGCUGAGUUGGAGAUCCGGAUUCAAUGGCGGGUCUAGUCAAACAUUUAUAGUUGGUAUACGGACAGAUACGCAGAGCAGCAUCAUGAUUGAUAGAAAUAUUAACCAGUCUGACCCAGGACGUGGCCAAAGUGUUACUACGACAGUUACAGGUCUGACAGCUGACACAAAGCAUUUCUUCACUGUAUAUGCUGUUAAUGAAUUUGGGAACUCAUCUUUACUCGAGGAAGUUAACUGUACAACACAAGCCAGACCUGCUGCUGGAAGUUCUCUUACAGGACCGAUCAUCGGGACAGUUUGUGGAGUUGUUGUUGUACUGAUUGUGAUAGCCGCUGUCAUUGUCAUCAAGAGACGGAACUCUGGAAAAAAGAGCCGAGGUGAUGACGGAGACAUGGUGGGGAUUGAUAACAGGUCUGCUGAUGAUGAUAGUGAAGGUGGAUUGAAACCAAACAUUCUGUAUGAAUCAGCUGAUACAGGGCUAAAACCGAACAUUCUGUAUGAGUCUGCGGGUCCUCUGCCUGGGACUUCAUCAGAAUAUGCAGUUGUUGACAAACCUUCAAAGAAAAAGCCUGUAUCACCGGAUGCUGUCUAUGCUAUUGUGGAUAAAUCCAAAAAUGAGAAAUCUGAAUCAGCAAAAGAUCUGUAUGCAGAGGUCAAGUUGAAGUCCAAGAACGGGAAAGAGAAAAAAAAGCAAGGGAAAGGGAAACAAAAAGGAGGUCAUGGAAAAGCCGCUGAAAAGAAUGAUGUGUAUGCCAAUUGUAAGGAAGCCGACAAAAAUGCUCCUGCAACAGGACGUCAAGCGAAUAAAGAUGGACUGAUAUACCUGGAUGUGGUAUUCAAAAAUGGAGACAAAGGAACAACUGGUGUUACCCAUGGUAUCGAAAAUAGAACGGAUUAUGCUGAUGUGGAUUUCAGCAAGCAGGCUCCAUCCCUACCACCAGAGUCUGGAAACGAACAGACAAAAGAGGAUGGGAAAUGAGCUACGGAUGUACAAAAAAAUCCUUGCAUUCUAUGAUGCAUUAGAAGAAUCUUCCAAUCUCUGAGAUUUAUAUUGUGCAGCAGUAAUGAAAGAAAGUGUUUUAUUAUAUAGUAUCUUCUUAAAAAGAAGCCCUUAUAAGUGAUUAAAAGAGAGAAACAUAAUCUUAUGAAACCUAGAAAUGCUGGACAUUAUCUGUCUAUGUAUGGAGAAAUAUUGAAUGUCAACAGUUUGUCAAAAAGACAAAACCUGAUUCAGAUGUUUUAUAUUGAUUUUUUAAUGAACCUAUAUAUUUUUAUAUAAUUAUUAUUAUUGUUAUUUAUCAUUAUAUUUUGUACCAGUUUAGUCAAAGGCGAAAGUAUAUUUUUUCAACUCUGUUAAGUGUAUUUUUUUUUUAAAUUGAAAACUAUUGUAUCAAAGUGAAUGAUUUUGAGGGAACAAAUAAUUGAUGUGGUCAUUUGUGACCUGAUAUCACCCCUGACUUGACGUCAAAAUAUAACAUUCCUGUUUCUGUGAAUAUGGAGGGAUCGUUCCAGUGAUGAAACAACUCCAGUAAAGAUAACUUUAUAUCUUAAAACAAAUAUGGGUGAAACAUAAUGAUGGGAUGAUGGUUAAUUUAUUGUUUAACCUCAUGGUCAAAUGAUCCAGUAAUUAAUGGACACUUUGCAUAUUCCAUUGUUAUAAGUGUAGUAUAUUUUAUAUCCAUGUCUGUGGAUCAUAAGAUGCUAAUCGUUACUACAUUUGAUAAAUUAAGCAAUUUUUAGUUAACUUUUCAAAACAAAAACAAACAAAAAACAAAAAAUCCAAAAGACUCUUACUGAGAAUGUAUUUAUGCAAUUUUUUUACAAUUUGAACAGUUAGGAAAUUAUGCACUAAAAUAGCUACCUUUAGAAACCAGCCAAGGUCUUACUCAACUCCCUCAGGAGCAUACUACAGGAGCUGCCUUAUCAGCGCCAACAACUUACAUACAACAUUUCUUGCAGUGCCCUACCACAUACCGGUACUCAUUUAUAACUGAGUCCACUAGAACACAACAGAGUAAAGUAUCUUGUUAAAGGAUAAAUAGAGGAUAUCUAACAGUUUCUUCAGUAAUACCAAAUAUAUUUCACGAGUGGG